AUGACUUCGGACUAUCAGUAUAUGCCCCGUUCGCGGCCAGUCCCCGGAGUGGAAUAUCCGCUCACCGUAGCCUAUUGUGGAGAAUGUACUAUGCCAAUAGAAUAUUGUGAGUUUUCAUCAGCUCCUGAUAAGUGUCGCUCGUGGAUGGAGAAGAACCUCCCUGAGGAAUUCGAGCGACUGACAGCUUGUGACGGUGCGCCACCUGCAGAGGCUCCUGCCAAAGGUCGUCAAGUUCGGGGUGGGAAGGGUUCCGCACCUCGCAAGCCAGCUAAACAGAAGAUUACGGUUUUUAAAACAUCUCGUGGGAAAAAGAAGUUCACAACGAGUGUUGUUGGUCUAUCCACUUUUGAAUUUCGGGAUAACUCGGUUGGUAUUCGGAGGACGGUACCGAAGAAGAUUCAGAUGCUUCAGAGCUAUCCGGCUGGCGUCCGGUUGUUUCAGUUGUAUCUGGGUGUUCAGUAUCCCCAUUGGAUUCAGAUAGAUUGCGAACAUUGUCAGUUGUAUUUGGAACCGCUGGGGCUAGACGACGAGGGGACACAGUUUCGACUCUUCCGUCCCGAUGAGCAAUGUGUGCGUAUUGUGGGUCGCAGUUCGUAA
This is a messenger RNA of Opisthorchis viverrini, 597 nucleotides long. RefSeq lists its product as hypothetical. NCBI's taxonomy places the organism in Eukaryota, Metazoa, Platyhelminthes, Trematoda, Opisthorchiida, Opisthorchiidae. The transcript has 4 exons. Bases 1 to 597 code for a protein of 198 amino acids. The record is from RefSeq and is a predicted model, not a curated record. Gene Ontology annotation, molecular function: translation initiation factor activity; mRNA binding. Gene Ontology annotation, biological process: translation reinitiation; formation of translation preinitiation complex.